Molecule: messenger RNA, 668 nt
Organism: Poecilia latipinna (sailfin molly)
Lineage: Eukaryota; Metazoa; Chordata; Actinopteri; Cyprinodontiformes; Poeciliidae
Gene: cunh22orf39
Product: chromosome unknown C22orf39 homolog
Exons: 3
Coding region: 73-381 (102 amino acids)
Source: RefSeq, a predicted model, not a curated record
GCGAACACUGCGGUGGUGCUUUUGUUUUGAAAAGCAUGUUACCGGAAACACUUCUAAUAUUAACCGCUAACUAUGGAGCAGCUUGCAGAAAGAGCGUGGAGGCCACAUCAAGCCUGCGAAGAUUACUUGAGUGAGUUCAGGCACUGCAGAAGUUUCAGGAAUCAUUUUCACCAUUACUACACCUACGGCACCGCCCCGUCCUGCCAGCAGUGGAAAGAGGACUACCAUAACUGCAGAAAAUGGGAAAGUCACAAACUCGCAGAAGCUAAGGACGCAUUGCAGAAAAGUGAAAGGAGACGAUUGGAAGAGCAGAAAAACUUCACCCCAGUGUGGAAACUGAGGCAGGCGCCUCCUGGUGACUGGCACAGGCCUCUGGACUAGGACACCCAGCAAGACUCCUGAUCUGAAGAGCCAUCUGCUGCUGCUCUAUGAACCAAUGCAAUAUGAUGUAGUUCACUUCAUGGACAAUCCACUGAAACCGGCUGUUUCUAAACUGAUUCAUAAACUGUUAAAGAAUUAAUCUUUGGACUCAAAGGAGGGACUAAUUGAAAUGUAACUUCAUGUAGUACCCAUAAUUGAAAAACAUAUUUAAAUUGCAAGAGCUUUGCUGUGUGUUGUUUAAGAGUAAACUUUAAAGCUUUACUUGAAUUAAAAUGUGCAAAAUGAAA